AUUUGAUUUAUUCAUCACUUUUCCAGUUUUCAAUUCAGCACUGCCACAGCAGGAAGAGAGGCUCUUCCCCUUCGCAUUUCCGUUGAUCUUCAUCGCUCGCCGAAAAAAAGUAGGGUUUCACUUUGUCUCCAUUUUCCUUACCUGGGUAGCUGACCGAGUAGCGCAGGUCCUGCUGCUGCAGACCCAUUUUACUGGAGACCCUGAUUUUGACAGCUUUCUGAAUUGGUGUUGAACAUCAAGGAGUUGAUAGUUGGUGGAGGAAUGUUACUUUUGGCCUUAUUUAGUACAUGGUAUAUGAGGUGGUUCAGUUUUGCUGCAGAAUUAUGAUGAGUGAUCUACGCUGAAGUCUGUUGGGGCCUAAAGGAAGUGGAAUUGGUUCUCUUGCUCGUGGUGUCCUGAAAAUAGCUAAAACGGGUUCCCUUUGUUGUGUGGCCGCGAGGCCGCAUGGGUCAAGUGCAGCCAGUGGAGACUGGUCCACUGAUCCAGACGAACCUUAUUGGCAGACUAAUUCAAGCUUCUCCCCGCCUCCUUUGGGAUGGGAUUUUAGAUUUUCAUCUGAAGACCUGCCCUAUGAAUCCAAUGCUCGCAACCAAAUUUAUAGGUCCUCAACAUCCUCGACAGUCAAAGAGGCUAGAUUGAUUAGGGGCAAUCCCUUUUACAGUCAUCAGUAUGAUGGUGCAGGGCCUUUGGUCAGUAGUCCUGAACAUUCUCAUGGUCCACAGUGGGCACAGCCAGUGGUACAAGAACUUAGUUUUGAUGACUAUGAAGCUGCUACAAGGAGAGUUUCUUCUUCCUCUUUGUGCCUUAUAGCUGAAGUUCUUGGGAAAUUCCCCUCCACGCCAACUAUUGAGGGAACUUCAGCAAACCGAGGGAGGCUCUCUUCAUCAAAUUCAGACGUCAGCGACUUUGAAACUUCCUUCAAGUCAUGCCUAUCUUCACAUUGCAAUUUCUCUAGCCGCCGGUCCUUUUUGUCAAAACCCAUUCAUCCUUUGUCCUUCCCCUUCCAUUCCCCCGGAGAUGCUUCAACCAGUCAAAAAGAUGCAUAUAGCCGGAGAAGCAGUGCUAGCAGCAGUAGCACUGAUUUUGCAGACGUUUGUGAAACACUCGAGUCAGCCAAUCCAGGUCGUUCAUCAUCUACUUCCUCAGAUGGUUUCAAAUGUGGGUUGUGUGAAAGGUUCCUUUCACACAGAUCUCCUUACAGCUCUCGCAGAAUUGUGCGAAGUGGAGACAUGCCUGUCGCUGGGAUUCUCUCAUGCCGCCAUUUCUUUCAUGCUGAAUGCUUGGACCAGAUAACGCCCAAGUUGCAUAAAAGCGACCCGCCAUGCCCCAUCUGUUCCAGAUUUGAGGAGGGAGAUUCUCCUGAUCACAAGAUCUUUGCUAGGUUGAGGAACAGCUUCCCAAAGUUUAGAAGGCAAUUGCUCGAGGAAGGAGCUCUGCAGGUACCACCGCGGAAUACCAUGUUGAUGCUAAACCGUCGUCGUUUGAGUUCUGUUAAAGGAAACUCGGUGAAAGCAUUCCCAGGAAAGCUCAGGAAUGGUGGGCUAUACUCUUCACAGCUAUUGGGCUCUCAUUCCGCUGAUGUAGGAGCUGUCGGAUGCUCAAAGGCGCCUACCGGAAGCCUAUAAGCAUUUAGAGUUGCUGCUAGUCACUUUAGCCUGUGCUUGAAGCCUGCCAAUUGGCUAGUUUUAAAACAGAAAUCGUAGAUUUGUUGGUAAGUGAGAACAAAAUUUGAAAUUAUUGGGUGUUCUUGUACAGAGAUUCUCUGCCUUUUUGUAGCAGUUGUUUUAUUGCUUGAUGAACUUGGGUCAGUUAAAAAUUAUUCUCUUAGCAGAGUUCAUAAACAACAUGGGAGAAGUGGCGUUCUAGUACUUAUUAUUGAAAGUGAUGCAUUACGCAUUAACGGGCUGUCAUCAUUACUAAUAUAGUUAUGUUUAUUGUGUUAUUUCGGUUGGUUAUUUGAUUAUUUGGGGUUUUGUUUUGUAUUAUUAACGGUGUAUUGUUUACUUGUUGGUAUACUUUUAUUGGAU
Molecule: messenger RNA, 2027 nt
Organism: Linum tenue
Lineage: Eukaryota; Viridiplantae; Streptophyta; Magnoliopsida; Malpighiales; Linaceae
Source: the annotation of a GenBank genome assembly